GACGGCAACACGGACAACUGCUGCCUGUGCAACCAGGGCGGCAGCCUGCUGUGCUGCGACGGCUGCCCGGCCUCCUACCACCUGCGCUGCAUCGGGGAGCAGGCCAAGAGCCUGCCCGAGGGCGAGUGGCUCUGCCCCGAGUGCGCCCUCGGCGGCCGCGGUGCGCGCCCCUCUCUGUACUCACACCCAGCAUGCAUGAUGAUCGCUGCUGCACAUUAG
Molecule: messenger RNA, 219 nt
Organism: Coccomyxa subellipsoidea C-169
Lineage: Eukaryota; Viridiplantae; Chlorophyta; Trebouxiophyceae; Coccomyxaceae
Exons: 1
Source: RefSeq, a predicted model, not a curated record